Messenger RNA from Parnassius apollo (apollo), 1122 nucleotides. The record is from the annotation of a GenBank genome assembly. Lineage: Eukaryota; Metazoa; Arthropoda; Insecta; Lepidoptera; Papilionidae.
AUGCCUCGAAAAUAUAUAAAAAAGAAAGUGCAAAAAUAUUCCCAAGAAGAUGUUGAAAAAGCAGUGGAAGAAGUCAACCAGGGGAUAUCUUCAAUUUAUGGUGCUGCAAAAAAAUAUAGCAUUCCCACAACGACUCUUUUUGAUAAAGUGAAACUAAAUCACAUCCAAAACAUUGGUAGACCACAAGCUAUCCCUUUUCAACAAAAAGAAGAAUUGGCAAAUGGCCUUCGAAUUAUGGAGAAAUGGGGGUUUGGUCUGUCUAGAAACGAAAUGCUUGAUGUAGUUACUGACUAUGUUGCGAAAAAUAAACUGAAAACUCAUAACAACAGACCUGGCCCAGAUUGGUUUCUUAAUUUUAAAAAAAGACACCGAUUGUCAACUAAAAAACCUCAACCUCUUGAACAUACUCGAAAAAAAAUGACGGACCCAUUUAUUAUUCAUGAGUAUUUUCAGCUACUAGGAAAUACUUUAGCCGAUCUCAAUUUGUUUGACCGUCCCGAUUUAAUUUGGAACUUGGACGAGACCUCUCUGUGUCUAGAUCCUUCAAAGACGAAAGUAGUAGGUGCGGUUAACAAGCCUUGUUCAAGAGCAACAUUUGGCAGUGGCAAAGAAAAUAUUACUGUUUUAGCGGCCGCAAAUGCCACUGGCCAAAAAAUAGCACCCUCAAUAGUAUUUAAGAGGCAAUAUAUAUGGAAACAGUGGACGGCUGAUAAAAAAGAUUAUUCAUUUGAGUUGACCUACGCAGCAAGCAGCAAAGGUUGUAUGGAAGGAGCUGAAAUAAUAACUUCUAAACAAUUUGAAGAUUUGGAAAAGCAAAGUAACGAAACAGCGUCAAAAAAAGCUAAGCCGAAAAAAAGGAAGUCAAUAAAAGAUAUAGAUUUCGCAGAUGCGGGACCUUCAGGUAUAGAAAAAGUGACUAAACAGAAAAAACAGGUUAAAGAAUGCGAAAAUGGAAAUUCUCAUACCAAAACUAAAAAUGAAUGUGUGGGUAAAAAGAGUAAAGCAAAAGAAAAUAACCAAGGCUCAAAAGAAACUAAUAAGACUGCUGACGACUCUAGUGUGGUAGUUAUAGGUAAUAUUAACAAAAAUUUAACAAAUAACACAGAAAUUGAAACACCAUAA